This is a messenger RNA of Pseudogymnoascus destructans, 2182 nucleotides long. It is a transcript of the gene CRN1, whose product is annotated as DUF1900 super. Bases 218 to 2029 code for a protein of 603 amino acids. The transcript is spliced from 7 exons. NCBI's taxonomy places the organism in Eukaryota, Fungi, Ascomycota, Leotiomycetes, Thelebolales, Thelebolaceae. Gene Ontology annotation, molecular function: actin filament binding. Gene Ontology annotation, biological process: actin filament organization. The record is from RefSeq and is a predicted model, not a curated record.
CUGACCUUUAGUUUGAUACAAGUGCCGCAUUCUGAUUUCUAGAUGUCUCUGUCCUCCGUGUCUACCUUCAUUCAUGUCCCUAGACAUACUACUUAGCUCAAGUAAUCACCACCGACAACCUUCAAACUCUCUGAAAUCCCAAGUCCGCAACGACUGCCCCCCUCCGGCGAUAGCCCAACUCCAACACCGUAGCCCAACAACCUGUGGAUGAGCACGAAUGGCAGGACGCUUUGUGCGCGCGUCGAAGUAUCGACACGUAUUUGGGAAGCCGACAAGGAAGGAAUCCACCUACGAUAACCUGCACAUCAGUCGCAAUGCAUGGGAUACCAAUUUGGUCAAGGUCAACCCGGAAUACCUAGCUGUGAACUGGGAAGCUAGCGGUGGUGGUGCUUUUGCUGUCAUUCCGUUGAAUGAGAAGGGCCGCUUGCCAGAGCAUAUUCCGCUGUUCAGAGGACACACUGCGCCUGUGCUUGAUACUGACUGGAACCCCUUCAACGAUCGCAUCAUUGCAUCCGGAUCCGACGAUGGAAAGGUCUUCAUCUGGCAGGUUCCGAACGGAUUCUCGCUAUACUCGGACGCUGAGGAGCCAGAGGAUGUGUCCCCCAUCAGCAAGCUCACUGGUCACUCCCGCAAGGUCGGACAAGUCCUAUUCAACCCUGCUGCCGAGAACAUCCUGGCUUCGGCCUCCGGCGACUACACGAUCAAGCUAUGGGAUAUCGAGACGGGCAAUUCUCCCUUGACUCUCAAGCAUGGCGAUAUCGUGCAGAGCUUGUCUUGGAGCGCGGACGGUACAAUGAUGGUUACCACCUCCCGUGACAAGAAGCUUCGGAUCUGGGAUGUGCGUCAGGAGAGACCGGCACACGAGGUUGCAGGCCACAGCGGUGCGAAGAACAGCAGAGCCGUGUGGAUGGGCGAGCACAACCGUAUUGCGACGACCGGAUUCUCGAAGAUGAGUGAUAGGCAGAUGGCGCUGUGGGAUGUUGGCGCACCCCAGGAGCCCAUUGGAGGCUUCACAAUUCUUGAUUCUAUUUCUGGAGUCUGCAUGCCAUUCUGGGACGAUGGAACUCAAUGUUUAUACCUCGCCGGAAAGGGCGACGGCAACAUUCGCUACUUCGAGUACGAGAACGACAAAUUUGAGUUCCUCUCAGAGUACAAGUCUGGAGAUCCUCAACGUGGUUUGGCAUUCAUGCCGAGACGUGGUAUCAAUCUCCAUGAAAACGAGGUGAUGAGAGCCUACAAGACAGUCGCCGACUCCUACAUCGAGCCAAUUUCAUUCGUCGUCCCACGCCGCGCCGAAGUCUUCCAAUCCGACAUCUACCCACCUGCAGUCGGCUCGAAGCCCGGCGUGUCUGCCUCCGAGUGGCUAUCCGGCAAGAGUGCGCUCCCACCCAAGAUCGACCUUGAGAGCGUCUACGAAGGCAACGCACCAAAAGAGGUAGCAUCGGACUACAAGCCGCAAACCUCUGCCCCUGCUCCAACCCCAGCUGCAGCCAAGGUCUCCGCACCAGCCAAGAAGGAGCCAGAGCCUACGCCAGUCGCCCAAAGAGCACCCGCUCCAAGUGUCUCCCAGAACAAGUCCUCCAUCUCCGAGAUGGCAUCCAAGUUCCAAGACAACGACGUCGAGGAGGAAGACGACGACGCCUCCAGCUUCGAGGAGAUCCCCAAACCCGUCGUGAGACCCCAGCAGGCAACCGCAGCCGCAAAGCCGCAGCCAAAGGCCGCUUCGCCCGUUGCCCGUCAAGCCCCCGCCCAGGCCGCAGCAGCGACUACAAGCGCAGUACCAUCCGGUGCCGCGACGACGCCAUCCGGAUCCCCAGCGUCAUCUACCCAGGCAUCGUCGUCGGUUGAGAACUCGCUGGAUCAGAUCAAGAGGCUCCUAGAGCAGCAGACCAAGACUAUCACGGCCCAGAGCGAGCAGAUCGGUCAUCUGGCUUCGGAAGUCGAUUUCCUCAAGAAGAAGUUCAGUGGUAGCGAGCAGAACGAGCGCAUCAAGCAGCUGGAGCAGGAGCUUGAGGAGGCGAGAUCUUAGGAUUAGUUAUAGCAAGCUGUGCUUCAUGCGCCUCAAUUGUGUCGCGUUUGUGGAUUAUUGGUUUUCAGCGGGGCAAGCAUGCGGGUGAGAGUGGUAGAAGACGGGAAUUGUGAUAUCGUGGGGAAAGGGGGAGGUUUGUUUCUAGAAACUACA